Coregonus sp. 'balchen' is the source of this 1264-nucleotide messenger RNA. NCBI's taxonomy places the organism in Eukaryota, Metazoa, Chordata, Actinopteri, Salmoniformes, Salmonidae. The record is from the annotation of a GenBank genome assembly.
AUGAGCAAAGAUUCCAAGAUGAGAGCAACAAUUAAUCAGAAGUUAACUGAGAUGGGUGAACGAGAGCGGUAAGAACAUUUUUCAAAUGUCUAGUUAAUCAUUAUUAGAAGACCCAUCAAUCUAUGGUCACUGUUCUUGCUUAUUUUGGUUGAUCCACAGAUUGAAGGAGUUGCUCAGAGCUAAACUCACUGAAUGCGGAUGGAGGGAUCAGCUGAAAGCUCAUUGCAAAGGUAAGAGUUACUAUCAUGUGUGGUGGGGAUGUCAUGAAAAGUCGGUAAUAGAAAUGAUGAGUAUGACACUCAGGGGCGUCAUGCACCCCAAAAAUCUAACGGGGCCCAAAGUACGUGAGGAUGACUAAGGUGGUGGUCGGAGGUAGCUGCCCGUAAAUUGGGAACAUUUCGCAUUUUUCAAACACCUGAAACACCUUUUUCCAGAAAUCUACAGCCAUAAUCAUUAUGCUUUAUUCUAUGUAAAAAAAAAAAAAAAGGAUAUUGAUAUUUUUCUGCACAUCUUGAGCUGUCUGUAUCCUCCUGACUGGUGUUUUUAAUUAACUGAAUAUGCUUCUCUGCUAAAUUCUGGGUGAAAGGAAUCGGAGUCUUAUUCAGUACAUUUUGUAGUUGCUUGCUUUUCUAAAGUCUACCAACCUUGCCAGCAGGCAUGCCAUCUAAGAUAGUUAGACAAGCUAGCUACUCUAACUUCAUUGAUAGCCUGAAAUGGCUUCUUGGUAGCUAGUUAUGAGAUUAGGAAUCUAUCUGGGCUAGUAAAGCAAACUAUAUAAAUUGCUAGGUGGCUAGUAGUAUUACAGAGAACAACAACAUUUUAAACAAAAUUAAUUGUUUUAUUAUUUUUUAAACAGGACAAAUCUGAGGGGGCACCCUUUGGGCAUGACGCCUCUGACACUGUAAAACACGUAUUCUAUUAGUGCCAAUGCAUCCAGCGGUGUAACCAUCAUGCCUGUCAUGUAACUGUUUUCCAGAUGUCAUCAAGGAAAAGGGCUUGGAGCAUGUGACUGUCGAGGACCUUGUGGUAGAAAUCACCCCUAAAGGAAGAGGUAUUUAGGCCUUGUGCUUUUCAUUGUUGUGUAUACAGUACCUUUUUUCUCGUCCCUUUGUUUAAUAACUUCCGUAAAGUUGAUCAUAACACUACUAUCAUAACCUGAACCGGAUACUGUAUAUUUAUUUCCCCCUCAGUUCUGGUGCCUGACAGCGUGAAGAAGGAGCUGCUGCAGAGGAUAAGAGCCUUCCUGGCUCAGCAUGCCACAUAA